Messenger RNA from Rhodamnia argentea, 1914 nucleotides. RefSeq names its product magnesium transporter MRS2-I-like. Gene Ontology annotation, molecular function: magnesium ion transmembrane transporter activity. NCBI's taxonomy places the organism in Eukaryota, Viridiplantae, Streptophyta, Magnoliopsida, Myrtales, Myrtaceae. Gene Ontology annotation, biological process: magnesium ion transport; transmembrane transport. The transcript has 11 exons. The record is from RefSeq and is a predicted model, not a curated record. Gene Ontology annotation, cellular component: membrane. The coding region runs from base 341 to 1663 and encodes 440 amino acids.
CCGACCGUGCCCCUUAUCUUUUGGUAACUUCCAAUCAUCACGCGCUGCUUCCCACACUCUCACUUCACUAACUGCCGCUGCGCCACGCCAUGCACCUCUCCCUUCCACAAACCACCACCACCACCACCACAACCCCAUUGUCGCUCUCUCGGCCACUCCAGCGGCGACGCUAUCAGUUAGCACAACGAGCCCCUCGAACCCUUCGCGAGAUUCGCCGGUUCAGCCCGGGCUCUUCCUCUCCGCGCUCGCCCUCGGCCUCGCGGCGGUCCGGCCGUCGCUGCAGCGCGCCGGCUCCGGAGCUGCGGCUGAACGGGGAGAGGCUCCGGGGAGGUAUCUAGAGAUGGCUCCCGACGACGGCGCUACGGUCGCCGCCGACUCUCAAGCUCCGCUGAAGAAGAAGGCGGCGUUCUUUCGGAGCUGGAUCCUGCUGGACCGCGAGGGGCGGAGCAGCGUGCUGGACGUGGACAAGUACGAAAUCAUGCGCCGGGUGGGAAUCCACGCCAGAGAUCUUCGCAUGCUCGAUCCCAUGCUGUCGCACCCUUCUAAGAUCUUAGGCAGAGAGAAGUUGAUUGUCCUCAAUUUGGAGCACAUUAAAGCGAUCCUCACUGCAGAGGAGGUGUUACUUAGAGAUCCCUUAGAUGAGAAUGUCACUCCAAUUGUCGAGGAACUCAAGAGGCGGUUGCCUGGAAUCGGUCAGUUCCAAGGUGAAGAGGACGAGCAGCAAGAAGUGAACAAUGAUGCUGACGUUGGGGAGCAAAAUGAAUUUCCUUUCGAAUUUCGGGCAUUAGAAGUUGCAUUGGAGGCUAUCUGUAGUUUCCUUGAUGCGCGCACAAGAGAACUGGAGACUGAUGCUUAUCCAGCUUUAGACGAGCUGACUUCAAAGAUUAGCAGUCGUAAUUUGGAUCGAGUGCGAAAAUUGAAGAGUGCAAUGACAAGAUUGACCAAUCGUGUUCAGAAGGUAAGAGAUGAACUGGAAGAACUUCUGGAUGAUGACGAUGACAUGGCAGACCUUUAUUUGUCGAGGAAACUUGCUGCAGGGUCUUCCCCUGUCAGUGGGUCCGGAGCUCCAGAUUGGUUCUUUGCCUCUCCUACAUCUGGCUCAAAGUUAUCCAGAACAAGUAGGGCAAGUGCAGCAACAGCUCGUGAGGAAAAUGAUGUUGAAGAGCUUGAAAUGUUGCUGGAGGCAUAUUUCAUGCAAAUUGACGGCACUUUAAACAAAUUGGCAACGCUGCGCGAAUACAUUGAUGAUACUGAGGAUUACAUCAAUAUUCAGCUUGAUAAUCAUCGGAACCAGCUUAUACAGCUAGAGCUCUUCCUCAGUUCAGGAACUCUGUGCUUGUCUGUGUAUUCUCUGGUAGCGGCGAUAUUCGGCAUGAAUCUUCCUUACACGUGGAGAGAAGGUCAUGGGUACGUCUUCAAAUGGGUUGAUGCUCAUUGGGGAAAACUCUCAGGUGGUUAUUCUCGCUGGAGUUGUGUCUGGAUCCAUCUUCCUAUCCAUAAUCUCCUAUGCGCGGCACAAAGGUCUGGUUGGUUCUUGAAGCGAUGCGAUUCAUUCGGGAAGAAUCCAUCCAUCCAAUGUGCCAGCUUUAGGACAUUAUGCGGAUCACAUCACCCUAUUCAUGUCCCACAAAUUGUACCAAGACUAGUAUUGCCGCGCCAAUGAUGUCCAAGAGAUGGCUGAGAUGGAAUGGACGCAUCUCUGCGGCAAAAUUCACCCUUGCCUACAUGUGGUUAGAAAUUGGAAGCCAUUGAAAAGUCCAAAGUUGUAAUUGGGGACAGGUCAAGUGAAGAUGAGUCGUUGACGUUGUACAAUUUUUGUACGCAGGGAAUACCUGUUGUAAUGAAAUUACAUCCGAGGUUCGUUGAUGACGAUGCCACCGGGCAGUUGUUGAUGCAAAUACUAAUUUUACAGCA